AUGCCAUCAACACCCCUCCAACCACCAGACCACCCCAUCGCCCUCCGCCACUCCCACCUCCUCGCCCCAGCCCCAGACCGCCUAACAAACACCCCCACAACACUCACACUCCGCAAAGACGAACCCAUCGACAGUUUCCGCCGCAGCACCCCGCUCUACACAGUCUCCGGCCGCGUCUGGAGUAAUUCCCAACAACGCGAAAUCAGAGAUGUAUCCGGCCGCCCACUUCUCGAACUGCGCCGCAUCUGGUGGCGCGGCCAGUGGAUCGUUAAACGAGCCGGCGGCGUCGGCGAUGAACUCCUCUGCGCAGAAAUGAGAUGGGCUAUCGGGAUGAAAAUUGGGGCGAGGUUUUCCAACGCCCUCGUUGCGGGGAGCGAGGGGAUGACCGUUUCGCGCGGGGGGAGAGGUCCGAGUACGAGUCCGGGACCCGGCACCAGUUUAGGUGGAUCGAGUGGAUCAAGGACGACAAGAUCAUUAUCAAGAUCACGGCCUCGAACUGCGCAGCCAACGCCAACGCCAACGCCAGCACCAGCGUCCGGGCCAGGAUCUACUUCAGCCUCGGCUGCAGCUGCGGCCGCAGCCGCAGAAGCAGAACGCAGCGCAGGAACAGCGGCAGCAACAGGGACAGGGACAGGGAGUGCAACAACAGGACCAGCACCAAGACCAGCAGCCCUCGGAUCAGCAUACUAUCGACCAACGCCAACCCGCCGCCGAACAAUAAGCAACUACCCCCACGCACCACCAAUAGCCCGGGACGCCCCACCCCCAUACAGCGCAACAGCAGCAGCCGGACACGCAACACACAGCGAUAACGAGAACUCCAACGACAUCUCGCACGAAAACUCCCACUCAAACGACAGCAACACAUCCAACACCCCCAGCGCCUCAUCAAGCCGCACAUCCCUCUCCAGCACCGCCGACAGCAGCGACGACGACAGCGACACAAAAAGCCGCAGCACAGUCUUACCCUCUUACGAAAGCGUCCGACGAAUGCGCCGGCACUCCUCACACCACAGUCUCCGCGAUCUCCUAGACGCAAUCGAACCACCCCGAGAACCAGCCCCCGCAUCCGCAGCCCCGUAUCCGACUCGGCGACGCUGGAGUGAGAGUUGGACUAGUAUUGACCCCCGCGUUGAACUUAAGGUUGUGCAGGCUAGUUCGACGGUUGCGGAGGUUAUGAUGGGGGAGAGGAAGAUUGUUCAUGUUAAGCGGGGAAGGGUUUUGGAUAUUGUUGGUUCUGGGAGACGGACGAGGUGGGAGGUUGAGAUUGCUGAGGGGGUGGAUUUGUUGUUGGUUUCUUGUAUUGUGCUUAUUAUUGCUGAGUCGCAGUCUGUGAGGCAUGAGAGUCGGUAG
Penicillium cosmopolitanum is the source of this 1353-nucleotide messenger RNA. RefSeq lists its product as uncharacterized. The coding region runs from base 1 to 1353 and encodes 450 amino acids. Lineage: Eukaryota; Fungi; Ascomycota; Eurotiomycetes; Eurotiales; Aspergillaceae. The transcript has 2 exons. The record is from RefSeq and is a predicted model, not a curated record.